GAGAUGCUCUGCUGAAGCCUCAUCUGCUCAAAACGCUGCCCUUCACCCUGAACAGACUGACCAUCUCCCUCCAGCCGUCCCUGGAGAAGUUUGAGAGCCAGCUGCUGCAGCUGAUCAAUGCUGACUGUCAUAACACAAAACAGCUAGGAUCUGAGAGUGCACUGAGGACGGUUGUCAUCCAGGAAAGGAGACUUCAUGUCGGGGUUCACAAUGGCUGGUGUUUUCUCGACAAGCCCCAAGUGGUGGUGCUGGAGCCCCUAGCAUCAGGGGCCAGAGGCCGAUCAGACAGCACCUCCAAACUGAGCACCCUGGUCAGGGAAAGCUCUGCAACAUCAUCCCUCCCUCAGAUGCUGGGCCUUCGCAGCAGCUUGGAGCUCAGGCUGACCAAUCAUCAAGCUUUGGCAGUUGUCUUCCAGCUUGAGUAUGUCUUCUCUGCUCCAAUUGGCCGAGAGACGAUGAGGAAAUUACUUAAGGCCUCCUUGGCCUCAAGACCUCUGUAAACAAACAAGAAUGAAAGAAGUAUAGAAAGAAGGAUGUAAGUGUGAGGCAGCAGUAA
This is a messenger RNA of Etheostoma spectabile (orangethroat darter), 556 nucleotides long. Its product is annotated as nephrocystin-4-like. The record is from RefSeq and is a predicted model, not a curated record. NCBI's taxonomy places the organism in Eukaryota, Metazoa, Chordata, Actinopteri, Perciformes, Percidae. The transcript has 4 exons. Gene Ontology annotation, biological process: protein localization to ciliary transition zone; negative regulation of canonical Wnt signaling pathway. The annotation marks the transcript as partial. Gene Ontology annotation, cellular component: ciliary transition zone; non-motile cilium; cytoskeleton.